AUGUCCCUUUUGCCGCUCACACCAUCAUUGAGGCCAUUUCUCGAGGAGUACCUCCCAAGGCCAUGCUCCAACAGACCGUUUGUAACGCUUACAUAUGCACAGUCGUUAGAUUCUCGCAUAGCUGCUAAACCUGGUGAACAAACCAAAAUAUCACACCUUGAAACUAAAACAAUGACACAUUAUAUUCGUUCGAAGCAUGACGGUAUAAUGGUGGGAAUAGGUACUGUGUUAGCCGAUGAUCCAAAAUUAAAUUGUCGUUUUGAAGCUGAAGAUGGGAAUAUUUCUACACCGAGACCCAUUAUCUUAGAUCCUACCGGAAAAUGGGCAUAUCAUAAAUCCCAAUUGCGUUCUGUAUGUGAUAAUAAUAAAGGAUUAGCCCCUUUCAUCCUAAUUGAUGAAACCGUGACACCGAGAAAUGAAGAUGUUGAAGUUCUAGAUAAGCAGGAUGGUGCAUUUGUCAGGCUUCCCUUACUUCGCAAUGCGGACAAGGUUGGGAAUUGGAAUAUUAUAUUGAAAAAAUUGUUUCAAUUGGGUAUCAAAUCUAUCAUGGUUGAAGGAGGUGCAAGUAUAAUCAAUGACUUGUUGGUUUAUAGUAAGAUUAUUGAUAGUUUGAUUAUUACAAUAGGCCCUGUAUUCUUGGGUAAAGAUGGAGUUGAAGUAAGCCCUUCGGGACAUGCUGGCUUAAUUGACGUCAAAUGGUGGCAAGGAAUACAGGAUAGCGUAUUAUGCGCCAGACUUACAUAG
Debaryomyces hansenii CBS767 is the source of this 744-nucleotide messenger RNA. RefSeq names its product 2,5-diamino-6-(ribosylamino)-4(3H)-pyrimidinone 5'-phosphate reductase. Lineage: Eukaryota; Fungi; Ascomycota; Pichiomycetes; Serinales; Debaryomycetaceae. The coding region runs from base 1 to 744 and encodes 247 amino acids. The transcript has a single exon. The record is from RefSeq and is a predicted model, not a curated record. Gene Ontology annotation, biological process: riboflavin biosynthetic process. Gene Ontology annotation, molecular function: 5-amino-6-(5-phosphoribosylamino)uracil reductase activity; NADP binding.